AUGUCUACCUAUCAAGCCCCGUCCAACGAGCGCGACGCCCUCCUGGCCGCCCUCCAGGAACAGACAGACCUACUGAACGCGCAUCCUGAAGAAGCAGAUAUCAUAAGCAAAGUCAUGGAUGAUCUCGAAGUGCAGCUUGCAGCCUUGGGGGAGGAGGAAGCCCAGGACGACCAGGCCGCUCUAUCUCCGAUUUUCGAGAUGUUUACUAGCCCCCAGCUGCAGACGGACGGAUUCUCGUGCCCCUCGAGCCCUGUCGGAGAGGCUGGCGACAGCGACGCUGACACUGACAUGGAUUAUAGAGACAGUGACGAGGAUGAGCUAAACGACCAUCUUCGUGAGAGAUUCUGCAGCCAUGAGUGCGACCAUGAGUCCUGCAGAGUUGCCAACGAACAUUGGUAUGGUUGCAAGUCCCAACUCCAGGAUGAUUGUGAUUGCAAAAAUGCUUCAGACCGAUACUAA
Aspergillus pseudoviridinutans is the source of this 459-nucleotide messenger RNA. RefSeq lists its product as uncharacterized. Bases 1 to 459 code for a protein of 152 amino acids. The record is from RefSeq and is a predicted model, not a curated record. Lineage: Eukaryota; Fungi; Ascomycota; Eurotiomycetes; Eurotiales; Aspergillaceae. The transcript has a single exon.